Aspergillus puulaauensis is the source of this 1401-nucleotide messenger RNA. RefSeq lists its product as uncharacterized. The record is from RefSeq and is a predicted model, not a curated record. Gene Ontology annotation, molecular function: protein binding. Lineage: Eukaryota; Fungi; Ascomycota; Eurotiomycetes; Eurotiales; Aspergillaceae. Bases 1 to 1401 code for a protein of 466 amino acids. The transcript is spliced from 10 exons. Gene Ontology annotation, cellular component: Cul4-RING E3 ubiquitin ligase complex.
AUGAACCGAGAAAUUCCAGGGUUUUACUAUGAUCCUGAAAAGAAGAAAUACUUUGCAAUUCAGGCAAACCACAAAUCAGCGCCGGGGUCUCAAUAUUCCAAAGAUGCCGUCAAGCGAAAGCGCGCUGACCAAGAGAAGUGGCAACGAAAAGCCCGCCUGGUCCAAAGGUAUGAGAAAGAAAAGAUCAAGAAAGCAGCGUGCCUGCAACAUCCCCUCGUGCAGGCACGUAGGGAGAUAGGCGCGCUUCCCGCAACCAGAUCUGUCGAACAUGAACAGCGAGGGUUGGCGUACGUGAGCCAGUUCCGACGAAAACAGUUACAUCAGUUCGAACCUUGGCCAGAUCAGUAUACGAUAAAGCAUAUUGUGCGCAAUCCGCGGUCCGGGAUCUUGAUUGCUAGCGGACAUCGCGGUGGCGAGUCGUCAGUGUCUGUUUGUUUCCCUGAUUGUGAUCAGGAAAAAUGGACAUACAAUCGAACUAUGGAGCGGCUCCUUUUCAAAGAGCCGUAUAGGCUCUCAUCACUUUCACUAAGUCACACCGGAUACCUAUUAGCGACGAUGGACAGCGGUCCAGAUGGAGACUCCUUCCUCGCACCCCGAAUGCUCCCAGAUCCCGACGAAGGCGGAGAUUAUCGAUGGCCGCCAUUUUUCUCACAUCCGAUACGCAUCCACACCACCUCAUCCCUAUGGUGUUCCUCACCGUCCCCAACAGGGGACAUGCCACGCUUCGCUGUCGGCACGUCAGAAGGCCUCUACACCCUAGAGGGCUUCGGUAGCUACUGGGCACUUUCUAAAAAGCCCUUCCCAAAUGACAAGUCCAUAAGCAAUCCGAAGCGCCGCAGCCCAGACUCCUCACACACUCAGAUCACCGCCGUAGAAUGGCUGUCGUCCGACGUCAUCGCAGCCGGUCUCAAAGACUCCACUAUUUUCCUCCAUGACAUCCGCUCCGGUGGAAGUGCAGCGCGGCUCCAGCAUCCUCACGCUGUCACGAAGAUCCGCAAACUCGACCCAUAUCGGAUUGUUGUCGCCGGAAUAAACUCUCUCCAAAUGUACGACAUCCGCUACCCACCCAAUAACCUGCAACGAAACCCAAAUCCCAACGCAAAACACCACACCUCUACAAGGCCUUACCUCAACUUCUCAAACCACUCGCUGGAAAUCAUUCCGGACUUCGACCUCAGUCCCGAGCUGGGGAUUCUUGCUAGUGCCUCCUCCGAUGACCGCACAGUGCAGCUAUUUUCGUUACGUACAGGAGACCAGGUCGUCUCUCCACUAACGAGAUACCAGUAUCCGGACUCGAUCAAAUCUAUUUGUUUUGAGUCUGGGAACUCAUCGCCCCAUGGACCGCAGACGCCUAGUUUGUUGGUUUGCUCUGAAGCGACAGUCGAUGAAUGGAAUUGGUGA